This is a messenger RNA of Patiria miniata (bat star), 1352 nucleotides long. Its product is annotated as protein RER1-like. Gene Ontology annotation, cellular component: Golgi membrane. Lineage: Eukaryota; Metazoa; Echinodermata; Asteroidea; Valvatida; Asterinidae. The coding region runs from base 204 to 800 and encodes 198 amino acids. Gene Ontology annotation, biological process: retrograde vesicle-mediated transport, Golgi to endoplasmic reticulum; protein retention in ER lumen. The record is from RefSeq and is a predicted model, not a curated record. The transcript is spliced from 7 exons.
ACAUUAUCUUGUGGAACGAGCUCAAGAGCAAAGCACGACGUGGAACUGGAUGAACAUCGGAGAAUUCCAACAUCUUAUAAGUUUUUUUGUGACUUUCUUUUACUUUUUAAAAGUGAGAACAUAUAACGGAAGUAUAUCGGAAUAUUUCACAUCGAUCUGAUAUUAUAGUCCCCUCAGUUGGUCCGAUCACACAGUUUUUCUUCAUGGAUGGGACACCAAACAACGUUCCUGGUGACUCAGUUCCGAGCCAGCCAGGGAUCAUAGUCAGAUUCUUCAGAGGUAUCGGCAUGAGAUACCAAAUCUUGUUGGACAAGUCAGUACCUCAUCCUGUUGUCCGAUGGUCUGGGACGGUCGUCCUGUUAUUGCUCUACGUCCUCAGAGUUCUGAUACUCCAGGGUUGGUAUAUAGUCACCUAUGCACUAGGCAUAUACCAUCUCAACCUCUUCAUUGCUUUCUUGUCGCCAAAGAUCGAUCCAGCACUGACAGACGACUCAGAAGAUGAUGGCCCUGCAUUACCCACAAAGUCAAACGAAGAAUUCAGGCCGUUCAUCAGAAGAUUACCCGAGUUUAAAUUUUGGUUGUCCGCCACGAAAGCUGUGCUGGUGGCCAUGUUUUGCACGUUCUUUGAUGUAUUUGAUGUUCCAGUCUUCUGGCCUAUUCUGGUCAUGUACUUCAUCAUCCUCUUCAGUCUAACCAUGAAGCGACAAAUUAAGCAUAUGGUCAAGUACAGGUAUCUUCCGUGGAGCCACGGCAAGGCUAAAUAUCGCGGCAAGGAGGAUUCGGGUGAUGUCAUUCGCUAAAACUCCUAGUAGCACUUGUCAGUUCUUCAGAGGUUCAUUAGAUGUUGUUUUUUCAUUUCUUAGAAGUUAAUGUAUCGUGGUAAAUUCAUGCGCAGCGAAGAAAGCAUUUGCAGCGUGUUUCUGAAACAAUAGAGUCCAUCCGUCGCGAGACUUUUAAGUGACUACCCGUUAUUGAUGUACAAUGCCGUGUGCCCAUGGGUUUUUCUAAUUCAGGCAAUUUUUUUUAAGUGAAAAGAAAUAUUGUACAGAACAGCAUACUUAAACUGCUGCCUUCAUAGCUUUGGAUCCUAAAUGUAAAAACCGAUUGAAAAAUAAAAUUAAAUUGUGUUUUCAUGAGAGCGGAAGGUCAGAAGUGGUGGUGCUAGAUAAGCUUUGUACUUCUGGCCACCUCUGGCCACUUCUGGCCACUUCUGGCCACCUCUGGCCAUCGUGGUUUUUAAAAAAAAGGAAAAAAACAAAAAUGAGUCAAUUUCUACAGAUAUGUUCAUGGGGAUCACGGAUUAUAAGGUGCAUCUUUUCAGAUUCACUGUCUACAGGGUGAGUAAAAAAAAA